Messenger RNA from Aspergillus ochraceoroseus IBT 24754, 430 nucleotides. RefSeq lists its product as uncharacterized. The transcript has a single exon. The record is from RefSeq and is a predicted model, not a curated record. Lineage: Eukaryota; Fungi; Ascomycota; Eurotiomycetes; Eurotiales; Aspergillaceae. Bases 181 to 369 code for a protein of 62 amino acids.
UCAUUAAAUAAUAUGAAAAAAAAGUCCCAGCGUAGCAAGGGUUAAGGCUUCUCCUUGUAUACGAUGCCUAUCCACGGUUUCUCAGCCCACAUCGAAAGCAUUUAGAGAGUUCGUCGAUUGGAUGAACCAGCGUAGGAGUAACAGCCACAAGCACUGGAUUUAUUUCCCCCUUCAAUAGAAAUGAAUGAACAUAUCAAAGCAUCUUGGAUCCGGAAGUUUAGCCACGUGGGAGUUGCCUGCUAUGACCAUGACCAUAACCAUGACCAUGACCAUGAACAAUACGAUGUCGUCGCGCAGUCGGAGCCUCCGCCUAUGGAUAUACGCUUGAAUCGAUCCCCCGGCAGUUCCUCCCGGUCGAAGGCUCGAUAGUUAGCCAGUACCUGCCUGGUACAUGACCAAGACGUUGCUCAGCGGCCUGGUGAAGGUGCAG